Molecule: messenger RNA, 2508 nt
Organism: Amborella trichopoda
Lineage: Eukaryota; Viridiplantae; Streptophyta; Magnoliopsida; Amborellales; Amborellaceae
Product: shaggy-related protein kinase epsilon
Biological process (GO): cell differentiation; peptidyl-threonine phosphorylation; signal transduction
Cellular component (GO): cytoplasm; nucleus
Molecular function (GO): protein serine/threonine kinase activity; ATP binding
Source: RefSeq, a predicted model, not a curated record
ACCAGGCGCCCAUACAUCUUCCCUUUCUUCUAAUUUCCUGUACACUCAUCUUUAUCUCUCUUUCUCUCUCUACCCUGAGCUCCUAUCGGAGUGAACGCUCUCUUUCUUUCUCUAGGAAACGGUAGAUCAGAAUAGGGAGGAGAGCGGCCAAAAAAGCCAGCCAAAAGUGACUUUCUCUCACUUCAACCUUCACCCAUUUUCUCCUUUUGCAUUUCCUCCGCAUACACAUUGGUUUCUGUGAUGAAUCGCUCCCCUUUAAACCGCAGGAGCCUUUCCUUCUCCUUUUCUCACCCUUUUCAACAAUGGAAAGUUUAGGAUCUUCUCUGGGCCUCACUGGAGCUAGGGUUUCUUGCUUUGUUUGGGGUUUUUAUUCAUUGAAGAUAAGAUUUAUAGAAGUCUAGAAGUUGGUUUUUAAUGGAAAUUUAGGGAUUUGGAGCCCGGGAUCUUCUUUUGUUAUCGGUAAAAAUACAAGUUCUCAUCUUUCAGUCAAGGAUCUAGUCUCAAGUUUCGGUGGUAUCAGGUUUUUGAAGUCUAGCACCGUUAAAUAUUAGGUAUUCUUUUGGUGAUUGUGGAGUUGGUAGAAGCUGGAUCUCGAAUAUUAAGGUUUUGGGUUCUUGAAAAUUACGUUUUCCUUUGUUGGUUUAUUGGACCAGAGGAGAUCUGUUGAAUCAUGGAGGCCAUGGACGUAGAUCACAGAAGCAAACAUGAUGAAAAGGUAAAAGAAGCAGGUGUGGGUGGUGGUGAUAAUAGAGACACAGGGCAGAUAAUAGUCACUUCUUGUGCAUGGAAUGGACAACCCAAGAAGACUGUAAGCUUUGUUGCAGAGCGACCAGUCGGAACUGGAUCCUUUGGUGUUGUGUUCCAGGCUAAGUGUUUGGAAACUAAUGAGACAGUAGCCAUUAAGAAGGUGUUACAAGAUAGGAGGUAUAAGAAUAGGGAGCUUCAAAUAAUGCGCAUGCUUGACCACCCGAAUGUUGUUUCAUUGAAGCAUUGCUUCUUCUCUACAACUGAAAAAGACGAGCUUUUCCUCAAUUUGGUUAUGGAGUAUGUUCCUGAGACUGUUUACAGGAUUGAGAAGUAUUAUUCUAGAAUGAACCAGAGGAUUCCUUUGCUCUAUGUGAAACUUUACACUUACCAGAUUUGUAGAUCUCUUGCUUACAUUCAUGGGGCUAUUGGUGUCUGCCAUAGAGAUAUAAAACCACAGAAUCUUCUGGUUAAUCCUCACACCCAUCAACUGAAAUUAUGUGACUUUGGAAGUGCAAAAGCUCUGGUCAAGGGAGAACCAAAUAUAUCCUAUAUUUGUUCUAGGUAUUAUCGAGCUCCUGAGCUCAUCUUUGGCGCUACUGACUACACAUUCUCAAUUGAUAUGUGGUCUGCUGGCUGUGUUCUAGCUGAAUUGCUUCUUGGUCAACCUCUAUUCCCCGGUGAAAGUGCUGUUGAACAGCUUAGUGAAAUUGUCAAGAUCCUCGGGACUCCCACUAGAGAGGAAGUUAAGUGCAUGAAUCCGAACUAUACAGAAUUCAAGUUCCCACAAAUGAAGGCGCGGCCAUGGCAUAAGAUCUUUCACAAGCGGGUGCCUGCCGAGGCAAUAGAUUUAGUAUCAAGACUUCUUCAGUAUUCUCCUAACUUGCGACCAUCAGCUCUCGAGACUUGUGUCCACCCCUUUUUUGAUGAACUUCGUGACCCCCAUACGACCUUGCCAAAUGGUCAUGCUUUACCUCCCCUUUUCAACUUUAAACCAGAAGAACUGAAAGCGGCUCCUCCAGAGAUUGUACAGAAAUUGAUCCCAGAACAUAUAAGGAAACAAUUUCCUCACUUCAACCCAUACCUUGCCCAAAUAGCAUGAUUACUCUUUGUGAGAUCCUUACCCCCCUGCCCCCACCUCAAAAAAAUAUAUCUCUUUUGUAAAGUUAUUGGAGACAAGCGAAUUGCUUAAAGGAUCAGCCAAGAUAUCAGAUCUAGCAUCCAUUGGUUUCAACUGCUAGUCAUGAGGCCUUGACUGUGUUCAGAGCUCUUAAGGCUACCGAGGUUUCAAACUUUGCUGCUGGAUAUAGGGACCAGGUCUUCGGGGAGGCACAUGCUGCAAUUCUCAUAAAACGGAUCAUUGUUCGCUUCUUAAUGAACGAAUCAUCCAUAUGGUGAGUUUUUCACUUCCACUGGUUUCUGGACUCUCAUGGUGACUUCUCACCUCCUGUGUUUGUAAUCAUAUUUGAAGCUUUUAGAGUUGUAAUAAUGAAAUAGGAUGGCCUGAGUAGGUUAAGUUUCCAUCUUUUUAUGCCUGUUGUCUGUCAAAAGAGUGGCCAAAAAUGGGCUCAACCUUGUCUCUUAUGUUUUAUCCAGGUGCUUCGAGAUUUUGUUUGUGUUAUAUGUUUUAUAUAUUACUUGUAUCCCUAUGAGGACCUCUACUUAAGACAUCAUUAGGUGCUUAUGCCUUUAAGUUUGUGUCUUCUUUUUGGCCGACGGAUACCAACGUAACAGAAAUAAAUCGUGCGAAUCUUUAAGUUGUUC